Molecule: messenger RNA, 3508 nt
Organism: Dama dama (fallow deer)
Lineage: Eukaryota; Metazoa; Chordata; Mammalia; Artiodactyla; Cervidae
Gene: NT5E
Product: 5'-nucleotidase ecto
Exons: 9
Coding region: 16-1740 (574 amino acids)
Biological process (GO): AMP catabolic process
Cellular component (GO): plasma membrane
Molecular function (GO): 5'-nucleotidase activity; metal ion binding; nucleotide binding
Source: RefSeq, a predicted model, not a curated record
CCACCAGCCGCAGCCAUGGAUCCCCGAGCCGCGUGCGCCUCGGCGCUGGGACUCCUCGCGCUGGGCGCGCUGCUGUGGCCCGCGGCGCGCGCCUGGGAGCUCACCAUCCUGCACACCAACGACGUGCACAGCCGCCUGGAGCAGACGAGCGAGGACGCGAGCAAGUGUGUCAACGCCAGCCGCUGCGUGGGCGGCGCGGCGCGGCUCGCCACCAAGGUGCACCAGAUCCGCCGCGCCGAGCCCCACGUGCUGCUGCUCGACGCCGGCGACCAGUACCAGGGCACCAUCUGGUUCACCGUGUACAAGGGCGCCGAGGUGGCGCACUUCAUGAACGCCCUGGGCUAUGACGCCAUGGCACUGGGAAAUCACGAAUUUGAUAAUGGCGUGGAAGGCCUGAUUAAUCCACUACUCAAAGAGGCCAAAUUUCCAAUUCUGAGUGCAAACAUUAAAGCCAAGGGGCCUCUAGCGUCUAAAAUUUCAGGACUUUAUUUACCGUAUAAAAUUCUUUCUGUUGGUGAGGAAGUUGUGGGAAUUGUUGGAUACACUUCAAAGGAAACCCCUUUCCUCUCAAAUCCAGGACCGAAUUUAGUAUUCGAAGAUGAAAUCGCUGCAUUGCAACCUGAAGUAGAUAAGUUAAAAACUCUAAAUGUGAACAAAAUUAUUGCACUGGGACACUCUGGUUUUGAAGUGGAUAAACUCAUUGCUCAGAAAGUGAAGGGUGUGGACGUGGUGGUGGGAGGACAUACCAACACAUUUCUUUACACAGGCAAUCCACCUUCCAAAGAGGUGCCAGCAGGGCAGUACCCAUUCAUAGUCACUUCUGAUGAUGGACGGAAGGUUCCUGUGGUCCAGGCCUAUGCUUUUGGCAAAUACCUAGGCUAUUUGAAGGUUGAAUUUGAUGAAAAAGGAAAUGUUGUCACUUCACAUGGCAAUCCCAUUCUUCUCAACAGCAGCAUCCCAGAAGAUCCAAAUAUAAGAGCAGAUAUUAGCAAAUGGCGGGUAAAAUUAGAUAACUAUUCGACCCAGGAAUUGGGGAAAACAAUUGUCUACCUGGAUGGCACCACUCAGUCCUGCCGCUUUCGAGAAUGCAACCUGGGCAACCUCAUUUGUGACGCUAUGAUUAACAACAACCUGAGACACCCGGAUGAGAUGUCCUGGAACCACGUGUCCAUGUGCAUUUUAAAUGGAGGUGGCAUCCGGUCGCCCAUUGACGAGCGGAACAAUGGCACGAUCACCUGGGAGAAUCUGGCUGCCGUGCUGCCCUUUGGAGGCACCUUUGACCUGGUCCAGCUAAAAGGCUCCACCCUGAAGGCGGCCUUCGAGCACAGCGUGCACCGCUACGGCCAGGCCACGGGCGAGUUUCUGCAGGUGGGAGGAAUUCACGUGGUGUACGAUAUUUCCCGAAACCCUGGGGACAGGGUGGUCAAGUUAGAGGUUCUUUGCACCCAGUGUCGUGUGCCCAGUUAUGAGCCUCUCAGAAUGGAUAAGGUGUACAAGGUGAUCCUCCCGAGCUUCCUUGUCGGAGGUGGAGACGGAUUCCGGAUGAUAAAAGAUGAAGUGAUAAAACAUGACUCUGGUGACCAAGAUAUCAACGUGGUUUCCGGAUACAUCUCAAAAAUGAGAGUAGUUUAUCCAGCAGUUGAAGGUCGGAUCCAGUUUUCUGCAGGAAGUCAUUGCUGUGGAAGUUUUUCUUUAAUGUUUCUUUCAGUUUUGGCAGUGAUCAUUAUUUUAUACCAAUAGCCAAAAAUUCUCCUUGCCAUUAAUGGAACUAUAUUUUUUUUCUCACGUGAGAUUCAAGUCGGUUUUUUAGGAACUGGUUUUAUGAUGGCGCAGACCGUCUUUGCAGUCUCCUAGAAGCUGAGCUUAGAAGGAUGUAAGUAGAGACACUGACAUCGUCACUCAGGAUCAGCAACUUAGUGAACACACAGGAAAAGAAAUGAAAAUGGGACCUCUGACGAGAAGGCCAGCCAUCUUUAGUUUACAUAUGCAAAUUUUAAUAAAACUUUAUUAACACCUUUAAACCAUACACAUCAUUCUUCUCCUUUAUAUCCAUUCUAAUCCACCAAACAAUUUAUGUUUACAUAACUUUAUCAUUUACAAGGGAAUUCUAAGCACAUUUUCUUAUUUGAUGCCCGUAACUUUUGUGCGUGGAAGAAAGGUGUUGUUUUCUUCCCGUAUGAAAGAUGAGGAAACUAAAGCUCAGAGCUGACUUACGGCCAUGCAGCUAACAGUGACAGAUCCCAGACCUGCACCAAGGCCCUCUGGCCGCAGUCCCACACUUUCAGUUAAAUCGUUACUGUUCAGGAUGAUAUUUAAUGGAGCCCCAAAUUCAUGGAGGACAAGUCUCUGCUUUAUUUCUGGCCUCUCUUUUUUGCCUCUCUAGCGUGUGUUACAGGGAGUUUAAUGGACUAAACAGAGGGUGGUCUUCUCUUCCUAACCACCAUGUACCUCUGAGGAGUCGUGACACGGAGGGCAGCAGAUAAUGGGAAAGGCCAGGACCUGCCAAAGGCCAUCUGGGGGUAGGAGAAGGGGAAGGAAAGACUGGGACGCCCAGGAACAACUUCCAUUAGAGAAGAGAAACAGCUAAAGCCCAUUUACUCUUGUUACAUAGAUAUUUGAGAGGGAGCAGCAACAGAGUGCCUAACACAUGGCAUUAACUACUAAUAAUUUUAUGACAUUCUAUCAGUUCUCCAUUUCUUUCCUCCUUCUUCCUAAUGGGAAGGCGUCACAAGAAGAGAACCUUCUUAGAGAAGGUGUAACUCUAAACCUGCACCUGUGUCUCCCUAGCAAGAUGUACUUAUUCUAGGCGCGCACACACACACACACACACUUCACCCCUCCCUCACUUAUGGAAAAUCCAGAGGAGAGACAAGGUUGAUUUUUCAUGUGGUCCACCUAAGUGUAAAGUCAGCUCUGCCUCCACAUUUGAACAGUCACUCUCAGUCAUUCUCAAGCACAGACAUGAGGACUCCUGCCUCUGAGUGGGUGCUCAGGAAACACCCAGACGAAUGCCAUACAUGAUUUAUGUACAAAUACUUGCUUAAAGGGGUAGUGGGGACCAUGUGAGCCUGCUCAUCAUUGUAUACAUGAUUCAACAAGAAAUGGGAGGACUCACCUUAAAAAAGAGUGAGCAGAUAACAGCUGAAGGACUGAAGAGUGAGAAUGUUUGUUUUUAAUGUUUACAAAUAUUAGGUACUCCUGAUACAAAGGUACUUUAAAUUUUAUAACCUAAAGCUUGCUGCAAUAAAGCAAUGCCCUCGGUUCUAUGCAUAUAGAGAUUGACCAUAAAUGAAUGCCAAUAAGAUUGUAAGAGGAAAAUGUCAAUUGGACUGCAUUUGGGCUACAUUUUUUAUGUUCGGCCAGUAAAAUAGGGUAAAUCCUAUUGAAGCACAAAUUUUUAAAGAACAUUUUUGUAAGUUUUCUAAAUCUGUGUGCCUAUAUUGUUCAGUGGUUUAAGAAAUGACCUAAAAUUGUAGGUUCUAAACAAUAAAAUUGAGGAUACACUCUU